This is a messenger RNA of Diatraea saccharalis (sugarcane borer), 987 nucleotides long. The record is from the annotation of a GenBank genome assembly. NCBI's taxonomy places the organism in Eukaryota, Metazoa, Arthropoda, Insecta, Lepidoptera, Crambidae.
AUGAAGUCACACCUGCUGAUAGAAGUACAAAACGAGCCUCAUCCACGAGUCCGCGGCGGACCUCUCGAAGGCGACUAUAUCUUCAGUCAGAUGCAUUUUCAUUGGGGCGAUAAUGACACUUUCGGCUCAGAAGACAAGAUCAACCAUAGGAGUUUCCCCAUGGAACUUCAUAUGGUUUUCUACAAAGAAGCUUAUAACAAUGUGAAAGAAGCCGUGCUACACCCAGACGGCUUGACUGUCCUCGCUUUCUUCUAUGAGCUGGACCGGCACCAGCACCCGGCUUACGAUGAGAUCAUGGGGGCGCUACGGAACGUGACAGAGCCGCACACUCGCGUGGCGAUGGACCAUCCGUUCUCUUUCCUGAACAUCCUGCCAUACGACCUGCGCCGGUACUUCACCUACCGCGGCUCACUCACCACCCCACCUUGUUCGGAGGUCGUCAUCUGGCUCGACUUCGAACAGCCCAUUAGACUGGCGCACGAACAGGUAGCUCCAUAUGAUUAUAGCCCCUUACUCUCGAACGUAAUCGCUACAGAUCGGCAUUGCAAUUGUAUCGUUUCGUACUCUUGCCCAGAAUAUGAUAAUGAACAAAUCAAGAGUGCGGAGCAACACAGUUGCUAUGUCGAUCGGUCGCGAUUGCGUUCGAGAAUAGAGGCGUUCAGAGAGUUGAAAUCGAUCCAUGGCAAAAUAACGCAUAACUUCAGACCGAUACAGCCUAUUGGCGAUAGAGUUGUAUUCUAUAACAUCGACAACAGUUACUUCACUUACAACGAGAUAGAUCCGGAUGAAGAGGAAGACGCCCCACCGACCAAAUCAUCUCGAAGAAAGAGUCGAAAUAAAGGUUCAACAUUGUCAGCGAGAUUAUUCAUCGUUGGUUGUCCAUCCCGGUGUCCCAAAAAAAGAACCCCGAGACACGAAAAUUUAAAAAGCGGGAAGAUUUUGUUGGCCGCUCAAAGUGAAGACGGAUAUGUAAAAAGAUGGUAUUAA